Nestor notabilis (Kea) is the source of this 894-nucleotide messenger RNA. It is a transcript of the gene MRNIP, whose product is annotated as chromosome unknown open reading frame, human C5orf45. Gene Ontology annotation, molecular function: chromatin binding. The annotation marks the transcript as partial. The transcript has 7 exons. NCBI's taxonomy places the organism in Eukaryota, Metazoa, Chordata, Aves, Psittaciformes, Psittacidae. The record is from RefSeq and is a predicted model, not a curated record. Gene Ontology annotation, biological process: mitotic G2 DNA damage checkpoint signaling. Gene Ontology annotation, cellular component: nucleus.
GCGGUGCAGAAGCUUUAUGGCCAAGGGUCUGCCCUGGACUGUAGGCGCCAUGUCCAGAAGCUAAACCUGCUGCAGGGUGAGGCAGAGGAAGCACUCGGGUGGACAUCUCGGUGUGUAGAAGACUCUGUAAAUGACAGCAAAAACACAGCAGCCCAACAUGAAGACAGUUUGGUCCAGCAGGAGGGAAGGGCAGAAGUCAGUCGGUGGAGUAAAUAUUUGGACAAGGACAAUGAAGAUCGGGAAGAUGGGGAGGAGGAGGCAGGUACAGAAAGGCAACAGUUCUGUUCCCGGAGGAAGAACACUGUGGAAGACCAAAGGAGACACCAGAAGAGCUGCUUCUCCAGUGAUGCUCAGGAGUAUGCUGAAGAAGAUGAAGUUUCCCAGCUUGCCUACCGAGCCAAAAAGCACAAGAAAUGUUUAGUAGCAGUGCCUGACCAAGAUGAUGGAGAUGCUGUUUGUGGACACAGCGUGGUUCCUGCUGUCUGUGAGUCCAUAGUGCCUGCGGAGAAUACACCAACCCCAACUGCUUGUACCAAACCCUCAAAGUGGGAAAAAUUUCUCUCACAUUCUGGUAACUAUAGUGAAAAUGCAGCCAGGAUCACCUUAUCACCACAGGAGGGCGGUGGAAGGUUGGGGCUGCACAGCACCACACUGCCUGGCACGAUGGUGCCCAGCACCAGUUGCUCAGCUGGGGAGGAUGUGUUGUUCAAAGAACCUCAAAGCCAAAUGAUAAGGGCAGGAUCUGGUGUCAUAGGCACCACUGCAGGAAGAUGCUGUUCAGAUAGCACAAGGAGGGCAAGCACCUUUGUUAACUGUAACACUAGACCAAAGCCUAGCACAGGUUCUCGUGAACGCCUCUUCUGCACAGAUGAUGAGUUUGAUGAUGAUCUCUGA